Penaeus vannamei (Pacific white shrimp) is the source of this 600-nucleotide messenger RNA. NCBI's taxonomy places the organism in Eukaryota, Metazoa, Arthropoda, Malacostraca, Decapoda, Penaeidae. The record is from RefSeq and is a predicted model, not a curated record.
AUGACAAGCAAAUCCUUCCAGUGUGUUUUGCCGAAGACCCGGGCCGACCGCAGCACCGCCUAUCCCUCCGCCAUGGGGCUGACCGUCGCCGAUUUCAUUCGCCAGAAGCGCAUGGGCCUCAUCCCGGACGACGGAAAGACCACGAAGCCGAAGACGAAGCCACCGACGAGCAGCACGAACCGAACACCGCCAGCUGACGAGAGGAGACACAGGAACAACGACGACAACAAAGCCAGGCCAAGCAGCGACCACAGAGACGACAACAAACCUAGGCCUAAAGACGACCACAGAGACGACAAACCCAGGCCUAAAGACGACCACAGAGACGACAAACCCAGACCCAGCAACGACAGGAGAGACGACAACAAACCCGCACCUCGGUCCAAUCCCAACCAAGCCAGACCCCAAUCCAGGAACGCCGACGACAACAAACCCAGCCAGGACAAAGAAGCCAACAAGGAAAAGAAACCGAAGAAGCCAAAGAAGCCACGUGAGGAGAGAUUCGACGACUUCCUGGCUUGGCUGACGAGCGGGAGCAAGCAGGACAUGGGCAGGGCGGGUGAGCUUCUCAUAAGCGAUGACUCUGAUGAUGAUGAUUGA